AUGUUCUACAUUCAAACUUUUCUACUUUUAUUAUUAAUUGAUAUUUCGACUGGAAUCGGAAAAUGUGAUUUAUCGGCUCCACCAACAAGUUGGCUUAGUACAAAUGGAAGUGGAAUAAGUGAUUGGGCAACAGCUGGAGAUCCAACAAAUGGUACCAAUUUCUGUAUUCAGGUGAAUUCUAAUUUUUAUUUAUUUAUAUGCUGAAUUUGGGUAUUACAGGGUAACCGUACUGCUAAAACUGUUCAAGUUGAUUAUCACAUUGAUCUAACUUCACAUCAUCGUUACACCAAAAAACCAUUUAUUCGCCCAAAUGUUCGAGGUGGACAAAAUGGUUGUGUCAAUAAUAAUACUCGAAUUGUAUAUUGUUUUGCACUGUGUUUCAAUGAAACUAUGCAAUAUAAUGUGAGUUUCAGAAAAUUUUAAAAUUUCAAAACUAAAAAAACUUUUUGAGGUAAUUGAAUCGGCUUUGAAAAGCAAUCAGCCAUCUUUUGUUGCUCAAGACAUUCAAAAUACAGUAAUCCAAGAUUGGGCAAUCGCAGUUAUUCAAGUUGAUUACAAUGAUCCAAUGGCUCAUAUAAAUGCUUCUGAGUUUUUGGAUCCAGCUGUUUUUUGUAGUGUUUAUGUUGGAAUUCGACCAAAAGUUGGAUUCGAUUAUUUAUACGAAAUUGAACUUGCUAAAGUUAUCUUGCCUUGA
Caenorhabditis angaria is the source of this 694-nucleotide messenger RNA. NCBI's taxonomy places the organism in Eukaryota, Metazoa, Nematoda, Chromadorea, Rhabditida, Rhabditidae. The record is from the annotation of a GenBank genome assembly.